Molecule: messenger RNA, 1550 nt
Organism: Centruroides sculpturatus (bark scorpion)
Lineage: Eukaryota; Metazoa; Arthropoda; Arachnida; Scorpiones; Buthidae
Product: aromatic-L-amino-acid decarboxylase-like
Exons: 12
Coding region: 15-1523 (502 amino acids)
Biological process (GO): amino acid metabolic process; serotonin biosynthetic process; catecholamine metabolic process
Molecular function (GO): aromatic-L-amino-acid decarboxylase activity; pyridoxal phosphate binding
Source: RefSeq, a predicted model, not a curated record
CAUAUUAAAAGAGAAUGGAAUUGGAAGAGUUUCGCGUGUGUGCCAAAGAACUCGUUGACUAUAUAGCGGAUUAUUUUAAAUACAUUCACGAAAAACCUGUAUUUUCUGGUGUUCAACCUGGAUACAUCAACGAACUUAUACCAGACGAAGCACCUAAUAAUGGUGAACCAUGGAAGAAUAUAUUUAAUGAUCUUAACAGAGUCAUCAUACCUGGUAUGACUCAUUGGGCAUCUCCACAUUUCCAUGCAUACUUUCCAUCGGUUAAUUCUUUUCCAUCGAUUUGUGCAGAUAUGCUCUCUGGUGCACUUAACUGUAUUGGUUUCAAUUGGGCUGCGAGUCCAGCUUGCACCGAAUUAGAAAUGAAAAUGACUGAUUGGUUAGGUAAAUUGUUGAACUUGCCCGAAGAAUUUCUAUUCUGUUCGGGAGGAAAAGGAGGAGGAAUUAUACAAGGUUCCGUAAGUGAAUCGACAUUAUUAGCAUUGCUUGCAGCUAGAAAAUUAGUAACUUCAGUUAUUUUGAAAGAUCAUCCUAAUCUACAUCCCUCACAAAUUUAUCAUAAAUUAAUUGCGUAUACUUCUAAUCAGGGUCAUUCUUCAAUCAAGAGAGCCGCUUUAUUUACUGAUAUAACAUUGAGAUAUUUGAAUACUGACGAAAAGUAUGGUUUAAGAGGAGAAACUUUACGAAAGGCUAUCGAAGAAGAUCUUAAAAAUGGUUACGUUCCUUGUUUUGUGGCUGCAACGUUAGGAACGACGAGUUCUUGCGCCUUUGAUAAUUUACAAGAAAUAGGAGCAAUAUGUAAAAAAGAAAAGUUAUGGCUUCACGUGGAUGCUGCUUACGCUGGUGCCGCUUUAAUAUGCCCAGAAUUUAGAUAUAUAGCUAAUGGAAUGGAGUACGUUCAUUCAUUUACUAUGAGUCCACAUAAAUGGAUGUUGGUGAAUUUCGAUUGUACCGUCAUGUGGAUUAAAAAUGGCGCAGAUCUAAAGGAAUUGUUUGAAGUUAAUCCGCCAUAUUUGCGUCACGAAAACGAAGAGAAAGUUCCGGAUUAUAGACAUUGGCAAAUACCAUUGGGUCGAAGAUUUCGUUCUUUAAAGUUAUGGUUUGUACUAAGAAGUUUUGGAAAGAAGAAAAUACAGGCUAUCAUAAGAAAGCACGUCUCUUUAGCUCGAGAAUUUGAAAAACUAGUUUUAAAAGACGAAAGAUUCGAAAUAUGUGCUCCUGUCGUUAUGGGUUUAGUCUGCUUCCGAAUGAAGGGACCAAAUGUUAUCAAUCAAAUGUUAUUGAAGAAGAUUAAUGGAAAGAGGAACAUUCUUCUUACUCCAACAGAAUUAUCUGGCAAAUAUGUCAUACGUUUCGUAGUUUGUUCGAGAAACAUAACAAUGGCAGAUAUUGAAUAUGCUUGGAAAGAAAUUAUAAUGGUUGCAAACACAUUGAAUAUUAACAAUGGAGAAAAUUUUGCUUCGAUCAAAGAAGACUAUAAUCAAACAAUUCAAUCUUCGUGGAAAUGUAGUACAUUAGUUAAAUAAUUAAGUAUACAUUUAUAACUAACAAUA